GUGGUCAUGUUGUUGUACUGAGAUAGAAGUCUGACUCCUCCUUGCGUGACGUCUCGGGGGUUUAACGCGCGUGCACAAGCUGGAGCCGGCGCAUGGUGUUAUAGUGGAUGGUGAGAAAGAGAACACACAGGGGUUAACAAUGGUGAAAGCAAACAGUGUUGACAGUUGCAGUGGCGGCUCCAGCAGUUCAGAAAACUCCAAGGAGAAUUCACGGUCUUCCACACCAGUCCUUGAUAUAGAACGUCAUGAGCGGCUCACAGAUAAAAUGCGGAGGCGCAUCGAAGCCGGAGAUAAGUGGUUCUCUCUGGAGUUCUUCCCACCACGGACGGCAAAUGGUGCGGUUAACCUGAUUUCUAGGUUUGACCGCAUGGGCUCAGGAGGGCCCCUCUUCAUUGAUGUGACCUGGCACCCAGCCGGGGACCCUGGCUCGGAUAAAGAAACCUCUUCUAUGAUUAUUGCCAACACAGCCGUCAAUUUCUGCGGCCUGGAGACCGUGUUGCACAUGACCUGCUGCAACCAGACAAAGGCAGGAAUCACAAAGCACCUUCAGAAAGCAAAGCACCUGGGACUGAAGAACAUUAUGGCCCUCAGGGGAGAUCCAGUUGGUGAGGAGUGGGAAGAAGAAGCAGAAGGUUUUAAUUUCGCUGUUGAUCUUGUGAAACAUAUUCGCCGUGAAUUUGAAGAUUACUUUGAUAUAUGUGUAGCUGGUUACCCUAAAGGCCACCCGGAGGCAGAAAAUUAUGAACAAGACCUGCGUUAUCUAAAAGACAAGGUGGAUGCUGGCGCUGAUUUCAUCAUAACGCAACUCUUCUUCCGAGCAAAUGCGUUCCUCACCUUUUUAAAGGACUGCAGAGAUAUUGGUAUCACUUGCCCGGUUCUUCCAGGAAUUUUUCCAAUCCAGGGCUACUGUUCCUUGCGUCAGUUGGUAAAACUCUCCAAACUGGAGGUUCCACAAGAAAUAACGGAUGUGAUAGAACCAAUCAAGGAUAAUGAUGCAGCCAUUAGGAAUUAUGGUAUUGACCUGGCCGUGUCCAUGUGUAAGGAGCUGCUUGACAGUGGUCUUGUGCAUGGGCUACACUUUUAUACACUUAACCGUGAAGUGGCGACAAUCGAUGUGCUAAAACGACUUGGAAUGUGGAAGGAAGAUCCAAGACGGCCUUUGCCAUGGGCAGUUAGUGCCCACCCAAAGAGAAGAGAGGAAGAUGUACGACCAAUAUUUUGGGCAUCAAGACCUAAGAGUUACAUUUACAGAACUCAAGAGUGGGAUGAUUUUCCGAAUGGUCGCUGGGGCAACUCCUCCUCUCCAGCCUUCGGGGAACUGAAGGAUUACUACUUGUUUUACUUGAAAAGCAAAUCCCCUCAAAAGCAGUUACUGAAAAUGUGGGGAGAGGAGCUCACCAGCGAAGAGAGCGUUUUUGAGGUGUUUAUGAAUUAUAUCUCUGGAGAUCCCAACCGCAACGGUCAUAAAGUCACCUGUCUGCCAUGGAACGAUGACCCUCUGGCCCAGGAAACAAAUCUACUGACGGAGAAGCUGCAGAAAGUGAAUAAGAGGGGGAUUCUGACAAUUAACUCCCAGCCCAAUGUAAACGGGAAACCGUCUACUGACCCAGUGGUGGGGUGGGGGCCCAGCAGAGGUUACGUGUUCCAAAAGGCAUACUUGGAAUUCUUUACGUCAAGUGAAACUGUAACUGCCCUCAUCAAAGUGUUAAAGAAAUACGAGCCUCGCGUUAAUUAUCAUAUAGUCAACGUACAGGGUAAAAACAUCACCAACUCCUCCGAUAUGCAACCGAAUGCCGUAACCUGGGGAAUCUUCCCUGGACGUGAGAUUAUUCAGCCAACCGUUGUGGAUCCAGUUAGCUUCAUGUCCUGGAAGGAUGAAGCUUUUGCCUUGUGGAUAGAACAAUGGGCUAAGUUGUAUGAGGAUGAAUCUCCUUCCCGCAUGAUUAUCCAGUACAUCCAUGAUAACUAUUUCUUGGUGAACCUUGUAGACAAUGACUUCCCCCUAGAGAACUGUUUAUGGCAGGUGAUAGAGGACACAUUUAAAGAGCUUGAUUCCCCCUCAGAACAGUGAGCCAAGGGCUUUGUCACUACUUUCUCUACCUCAUGGUGUUAAGAAAAAACGCUGGUGCAACUCCACUCAGCACAGCUCUUUCAGAUACCUACAGGGGAGAUGGUCCAAUCAGAGUUUUCGGACUUGCGUUUGCACAUGCUUCAGUUGUGUCCUUGUGAUAAGUCUGUGCAGAUAUCACCAUGCUCAGAAACCUGAGAGGAAUACAGCAUCUUACUCAUAA
This is a messenger RNA of Bombina bombina (fire-bellied toad), 2291 nucleotides long. RefSeq names its product methylenetetrahydrofolate reductase (gene MTHFR). Gene Ontology annotation, biological process: tetrahydrofolate interconversion. The transcript is spliced from 12 exons. Gene Ontology annotation, molecular function: FAD binding; methylenetetrahydrofolate reductase [NAD(P)H] activity. The record is from RefSeq and is a predicted model, not a curated record. The coding region runs from base 140 to 2071 and encodes 643 amino acids. Lineage: Eukaryota; Metazoa; Chordata; Amphibia; Anura; Bombinatoridae. Gene Ontology annotation, cellular component: cytosol.